Molecule: messenger RNA, 414 nt
Organism: Leptosia nina
Lineage: Eukaryota; Metazoa; Arthropoda; Insecta; Lepidoptera; Pieridae
Source: the annotation of a GenBank genome assembly
AUGGCGGCCAAGCUUACAAUUGUCGUCCUUACCGUCUUUUUGGUUCAGAUGAUCUCUGCCCAAUGCAUUCGACGUGCAUCAGGACCUCUCCUCGGCUCCCCAAUAACCGCUCCAUUCGGAGCUGUUCCUUGGGGACAACCUUCUGCUCCUUGUUCACGUUUUGGCAUGGGCAUCAAUAACUUCGCCGCGUCUCACGGUGGUAUCUUGGAGGUGUUCUCAUCAUCUCCAAUUCCAGCUACUGGUGUGUCUGUGUACUCCGAAAACGAGAUUCAGGGACGGCUGGCUGUUUCUGGUGAACUUCCGUUCCUGGCUACCGUUGCCGUGGAAGGUCCUUUACCUACUUUUGGAUCUGGAGCUGUUGCUUUUAACAGUGGCAAUGGGGUUGCCGCCAUUACUAGAGAAAACGCUUGUUGA